Messenger RNA from Oncorhynchus keta (chum salmon), 3569 nucleotides. RefSeq names its product tetraspanin-13-like. Gene Ontology annotation, cellular component: membrane. The record is from RefSeq and is a predicted model, not a curated record. Bases 159 to 773 code for a protein of 204 amino acids. Lineage: Eukaryota; Metazoa; Chordata; Actinopteri; Salmoniformes; Salmonidae. The transcript has 6 exons.
CGUUUGUGCUGCUGGCAGAAUACUGGUUCAUCUCGCGACCAGACUUGGUAGUGGGGACAAUCAUAACCGUCUUGAUUUGGAAUAUUUCCAUUUUUAUUUCGUUUUUACAAGGAAUUGCUUUAUCUUAUUAUUCGUUUGGUUUAUUAUCAAAAAUCUCAAUGAUGGCCUGCUCCGGUUUCACCUGCUCCAAGCACUCCCUCUGUGCGCUCAAUAUCCUUUAUGUUUUGGUGAGUCUGCUGAUGAUCGGCAUCGCUGCUUGGGGGAAGUGGUUCGGCCUGGUGUCCAGCUUCCAGGUGGUGGGCGGAGUCAUUGGAGUGGGCGUUUUCCUGUUCUUCGUGGCGUUGGUCGGCCUCAUUGGGGCCGUGAAGCACCACCAGGUCCUACUCUUCUUCUAUAUGAUCAUCCUCUUCAUGGUGUUCAUCGUCCAGUUCUCCGUCUCCAGCGCCUGUCUGGCCAUCAACAAGGAUCAGCAGGAACAACUGUUGGAGGUGGGAUGGAACAACUCUCACACCACCCAGAGAGACGUAGAGAAGAGUCUCAACUGCUGUGGCUUCUACCACGUAGACAACAACGGGACCUGUGACGCUGCCUGUUUCCCCAACCACUCCUGUUCACCGUGUGCUGAGCACAUCCAGGCGCAUGCAGGAGAGGUGCUGCGCUUCGCGGGCGGGAUAGGCCUCUUCUUCAGCUUCACUGAGAUCCUGGGGGUGUGGCUAACAUAUCAAUACAGGAACCAGAAAGACCCUCGAGCCAAUCCCAGUGCCUUCCUGUAACUGCUGGCAACUGCUGGCUCUGCGCCCUGCCCCCCUCACCCCACAUCCUGGAAGUGGCUAGCCCUCCUCCUGGAGAGCUACUUGGUGUGCAGGCUUUUUCUCCAGCCCUACUCUAACUAACACUAACACAGCUGAUUCUAAACAAAUGAGUUGCUCAUCGGUGCCAUUUUCAGCUGAAUCGGUUGUGUUAGUUAAAGUGGGGCCGAAGCAAAAGCCUGCAGUAGCUCUCCUGGUGGAGGUGGGUUUGCCGCCUGUUUUAGGGGCUGUGUUUGUAAAUAAGCAAGUGACUUGUGUGUGUUUUCACCAGCUGAGCGAAGCGGCAGGCCUUUGUGUGGUGUUUCAUAAAGGUGUGUGUCUGGAAAAUAACUGGGUUCAUUAGGGCACUAAACAGGAGAAAACUGACUGAGACAGGAGGAACUACGUUUUCCUUUACAUUUUCAGUUGCAAAAUGUUUUCUGUUGUGUGCCCUAAAGAACACGACCCGGCUGUAUAUUAAAAUGCUGCAUGAGUCUAUUACCCUAAUAGGACACCUGAAGCCACUCCCAAUCCCAAUCAUAUCCUGUAUUUAACCUCUCAUAUGUAUAUGGCUCUGCUUCCGAUGCCAAAUCUCUUGGAAUCAACGUUUUCAGAGAAUACAUUUGAUAUUUGACACACCCUUGAUUGACAAGCGUUCAGUAUGCUCAGACCAGUAUUAGAGCAUGUGAACUGUGAUGUUGUGACUACUGAAUGACUCCUGUAUUACAAACAAUGACUGACAUAAUGAAGAACAGUUUGUAUUAUUUUGAGCGCAUGGCGAUUGAAGACAUCAUUGAAUAUUUGUACAUUUGAUUUUAACACUCAAUAACAGGACUGUAGCGCGCUGUUGACAGUUGUGUGCUGUAACUACAUAACUACAGCUAUUUAAGCAGCUUGUUGUUGCCUUUACUUUACGUCAUCAUGCUACACAGUAUUCAACAAAAAAGUAGUUCUUUAUGUAUAUUUCUGUGUAAACAUUCCUAAUGAUUAGAAAUCUGCUAAACCAAAUGCAUUAAUGUAAGAGUCAGUUGCUUAUGCUGUCUGAAUAUCAACACUAUGUAAUUCUGGGGAAGACUGACCUGAAAACACAUAUGAUCCACUUUGUUCUGCUGAUAGUGUUACAAAGCCUGGCAGCCGAUUGUGUGCUGCUGUAUCGUGUCUCUGCUAGGAUGUGCUGCUGCAUCAUGUCUCUGCUAGGAUGUGCUGCUGUAUCGUGUCUCUGCUAGGAUGUGCUGCUGUAUCGUGUCUCUGCUAGUAUGUGCUGCUGCAUCAUGUCUCUGCUAGGAUGUGCUGCUGCAUCAUGUCUCUGCUAGGAUGUGCUGCUGCAUCAUGUCUCUGCUAGGAUGUGCUGCUGUAUCGUGUCUCUGCUAGGAUGUGCUGCUGCAUCAUGUCUCUGCUAGGAUGUGCUGCUGUAUCGUGUCUCUGCUAGGAUGUGCUGCUGCAUCAUGUCUCUGCUAGGAUGUGCUGCUGUAUCGUGUCUCUGCUAGGAUGUGCUGCUGCAUCAUGUCUCUGCUAGAUGUGCUGCUGCAUCAUGUCUCUGCUAGGAUGUGCUGCUGCAUCAUGUCUCUGCUAGGAUGUGCUGCUGUAUCGUGUCUCUGCUAGGAUGUGCUGCUGCAUCAUGUCUCUGCUAGUAUGUGCUGCUGCAUCAUGUCUCUGCUAGGAUGUGCUGCUGCAUCAUGUCUCUGCUAGGAUGUGCUGCUGUAUCGUGUCUCUGCUAGGAUGUGCUGCUGCAUCAUGUCUCUGCUAGGAUGUGCUGCUGUAUCGUGUCUCUGCUAGGAUGUGCUGCUGUAUCGUGUCUCUGCUAGGAUGUGCUGCUGCAUCAUGUCUCUGCUAGGAUGUGCUGCUGCAUCAUGUCUCUGCUAGGAUGUGCUGCUGCAUCAUGUCUCUGCUAGGAUGUGCUGCUGUAUCAUGUCUCUGCUAGGAUGUGCUGCUGUAUCGUGUCUCUGCUAGGAUGUGCUGCUGCAUCAUGUCUCUGCUAGGAUGUGCUGCUGCAUCAUGUCUCUGCUAGGAUGUGCUGCUGCAUCAUGUCUCUGCUAGGAUGUGCUGCUGCAUCAUGUCUCUGCUAGGAUGUGCUGCUGCAUCAUGUCUCUGCUAGGAUGUGCUGCUGUAUCAUGUCUCUGCUAGGAUGUGCUGCUGUAUCAUGUCUCUGCUAGGAUGUGCUGCUGUAUCAUGUCUCUGCUAGGAUGUGCUGCUGUAUCAUGUCUCUGCUAGGAUGUGCUGCUGUAUCAUGUCUCUGCUAGUAUGUGCUGCUGUAUCAUGUCUCUGCUAGGAUGUGCUGCUGCAUCAUGUCUCUGCUAGGAUGUGCUGCUGUAUCAUGUCUCUGCUAGGAUGUGCUGCUGCAUCAUGUCUCUGCUAGGAUGUGCUGCUGUAUCAUGUCUCUGCUAGGAUGUGCUGCUGUAUCAUGUCUCUGCUAGGAUGUGCUGCUGUAUCAUGUCUCUGCUAGGAUGUGCUGCUGUAUCAUGUCUCUGCUAGGAUGUGCUGCUGUAUCGUGUCUCUGCUAGGAUGUGCUGCUGCAUCAUGUCUCUGCUAGGAUGUGCUGCUGCAUCAUGUCUCUGCUAGGAUGUGCUGCUGUAUCAUGUCUCUGCUAGGAUGUGCUGCUGCAUCAUGUCUCUGCUAGGAUGUGCUGCUGCAUCAUGUCUCUGCUAGGAUGUGCUGCUGUAUCAUGUCUCUGCUAGGAUGUGCUGCUGUAUCAUGUCUCUGCUAGGAUGUGCUGCUGCAUCAUGUCUCUGCUAGGAUGUGCUGCUGCAUCAUGUCUCUGCUAGGAUGUGCUGCUGCAUCAUG